This is a messenger RNA of Hippocampus zosterae (dwarf seahorse), 3849 nucleotides long. RefSeq names its product SNF related kinase a (gene snrka). Bases 535 to 2811 code for a protein of 758 amino acids. The transcript has 8 exons. Gene Ontology annotation, cellular component: cytoplasm. Lineage: Eukaryota; Metazoa; Chordata; Actinopteri; Syngnathiformes; Syngnathidae. The record is from RefSeq and is a predicted model, not a curated record. Gene Ontology annotation, molecular function: tau-protein kinase activity; protein serine/threonine kinase activity; ATP binding. Gene Ontology annotation, biological process: microtubule cytoskeleton organization; intracellular signal transduction; protein phosphorylation.
AUAAAGAGUGCUUGUGUUUUGAUAACUACAACCGCGCUCACUUCCUGUGUUAGAGCUAAACCACAUCCGUCGCUUGACGCAAUCGAACGAGAGGGCUGGAGCAAGCUACACUGAGGGGAGAGAGCCGUCCAAAUUUUAUUCGGAAGCUGUUUGCGUUUAAAACGCCGUGUUGUUCAACCUCAAUCGGUUCCGCGCAUCACCCAAAACUUGGCGGGUCUAAACGUCGUCGAAAGCUGCAGUUCCAGCAGCCGGAUCCCCGUGCGGCCUUUCCGUCUGGUUAAGCGGGAGCUCGAAGAGGACAAGCGUUGACUGGCUGGCUGCUUCCUUCCGUGAGCAUGACAAGAUGGGACUAAGGUGACUUGCGUCCCUUGAAGCCACCCCAGCAAAGAAGCAGAUCUCCUAUCUUGUCGUGACACGCCUCCGCUGACAAUCCGGCCACACGUCAAAGAAGAUGGACAUCUGACGCAGGGACCAAAGGGUGACACGAGACUUCUCCCCCUCUCCCCCCCCGCCCCUCACUUUCCCACCAACGCCAUGGCGGGCCUCAAACGACACCAUGACGGGAAGAUCGCCGGGCUGUACGACCUGGACAAGACGUUGGGCCGCGGACACUUUGCUGUGGUCAAACUUGCCCGGCAUGUCUUCACCGGAGAAAAGGUGGCGGUGAAGGUGAUUGACAAGACCAAGCUGGACCAGGUGGCGCGGGGCCACCUUUUCCAGGAGGUGCGCUGCAUGAAACUGGUGCAGCAUCCCAACGUGGUGCGUCUGUACGAGGUCAUCGACACGGCCACCAAGCUCUACCUCAUUCUGGAGCUGGGGGACGGCGGCGACAUGUUCGACUGCAUCAUGAAGCACGAGGGGGGGCUCAGUGAGGAGGUGUCCAAGUGUUACUUUGCCCAGAUCGUGCACGCCAUCUCCUACUGCCACCGUCUGCACGUGGUGCACCGGGACCUCAAGCCCGAGAACGUGGUGUUCUUCGAGAAGCAGGGCGUCGUCAAGCUCACCGACUUCGGCUUCAGCAACCGGUUUCAGCCGGGCAAGAAGCUCAACACCUCGUGCGGCUCGCUGGCGUACUCGGCCCCCGAGAUCCUGCUCGGGGACGAAUACGACGCUCCCGCCGUCGAUAUCUGGAGUCUGGGUGUGAUUCUCUUCAUGCUGGUGUGCGGUCAGCCGCCCUUCCAGGAGGCCAACGACAGCGAGACGCUCACCAUGAUCAUGGACUGCAAAUACACGGUGCCCCCGCACAUCUCCGGAGCUUGCCGAGAUCUUAUCGGACACAUGCUGCAGCGGGACCCCAAGAAGCGAGCGACUCUGGAGGAGAUCGAGAACCACGCGUGGCUGCGAGGCGUCGACCCGUCGCCGGCCACCAAGCUGUCCACCCCGCUGGUGUCCCACCGCAGUUUGCUGGAAGAAGAGCACGGCUCCAUCAUCCAGCGCAUGGUGCUGGGGGCCAUUGCCGACCGAGACGCCAUCAUAGAGGCUCUGGAAUCAAAUCAGUACAACCACAUCACGGCCACGUACUUCCUCCUGGCUGAGAGGAUGCUGAGGGAGCGGCAGGAGAAGGAGCAGCACAGCCAGACGCGCUCGCCUAGCCCCAGCAAGGCCCAGUUCAGGCAGUCUUGGCCCACCCGAGUGGAUGUCCACCAGGAUGUCAGCGAUGGCUUGGGCGGUCCGACGAUGUCACACCCCGGGGGGCCCCAGUCACCCGCCCGCAGCGCAGAAAGCCUCCAUAAAGGCCCCCGGCCCAAAACGGCUCUGCCGGACCUCAGUCAGAGGCAGGACAACCAGCAGACGGCCGGUCAGAACCCGGACAAGGGUCUCCGGCCUCUCUCCAAGCCGCACGCCAACCCCCUCAGACUGGGCUCUCUGACCGCGGUGGGGUCUUGCAAAACUCGCAGUCUCAGCCUUUUCAGCGUGGAGGAGGAUGAGGAAGAGGAGAGGGAGGACAGUUGUUCCCCCUCUGCCCCUCCCGCUCAAGUGGUGCUCCGUUCCAAAGUGUCAUCAGCCAUGGCCUCGUCCUGUAACCGUUUGACGUCGCGCUUGAGCGCCCCGGUUCUCAACCAGAUCCACGAGGACGAGAAAGGGGAGGACGAGGAAGAGGAGGGGGACGGCGACUUAAAAGGGCCGGGGGGGCUGACCAAGCCCAGCCUCAGCCUGGAUUUGAACUCGCGAGCAGCGUCACCUCCGUCGCCUAAAAGCGUCGGCCCGCUGGCGGAGCCCAUCGCCACCCGCACGCCCUCCUCGGAGAUGAGCGACGGCAACACGGAGACUCGUCGGCUGUCGGGUACCGAGGACGGCGAGAAAAGGCCGUCGGCCCAGGACGGCCCCUCGCACUGCACCAGCCCCGGCUCCGUUUUGGGCCAGGGAAAGAAUUCGGCCAAAGCUUCCAGUGGCCUGGUGGAAAGCCUCAAGUUGAUGAGUUUAUGCUUCAGCUCGCAGUUCCACAACCUGACGGGCGGGGCGGGCGGGGGCACGCCCGGCAACGGCCCCGCCGGCAUUGGCGGGGACCCUCAGGAACGCCCGGUGUGGCGCAUGUGCGUGGGCGGCUCCACCGGCAGCCUGGACAAGGUCUCGCUUUUGGGGGGGCCGUCGCCACGGGGAAACCUGUACCAGCAGCCGCCCCCUUUGGGGGACGCGCGAGCAGACCCCUUGCUGGAGGGGUCUUGCUCGGGGACCCUCGUGCUGGGGGAGCUGGACCUGGCCCGCGAGAACCACAGGAACAUGAAGAACCGUGCCCUGCAGAUGCCUCUGAGUCCUAAGGAGGGGCUGCUGUGCACCCCGACCCCUCACAGCUGCUGUCAGGUCAUCUAGGGGGGGGGCACUCCUCCGCUCACUCAUUGCCUUUUCAUCCGGGCUCGGGCGCGCACGGCUGUUUGAGCGUUUAUUGCGUAUUCUUGAGAUCCACCUCGAGGUCCAUGUACUCGUAUGCACUUUGUCCUCACUAAUAAGACAAUUCGGCACACUUGUAGAACGACGAGAGUCUUAAUUGCGAUCUCUAUUAUUUUUUUUUUUCCCUCUCCACUGCUAAUGCCGGUUCAGGCCUCUAUUAAAGCAGAAUCAGUCAACUACAGUGCUGGACUAGUAACACAACUGGGCCCAUGGAGUAGGCAUGUGUCACAAACACACUAGCAGUUGUGCUUACUAGUGUGCAGAAACGUUAUAACGUAGUGAGCAAAACGUUCUCCUUGUAUGCAUUUUAUUUCACCUUUUAUUUAUUCUGGUACAGCUUGAUAUGAAAAAUGCUGAAUACAUCCUCAAAUGGCUUUGGAGAAAAGCCUUUUGAGCAAUUAUUGAGGGUUUUUAUCUCCAGCCGUAGCUUCGCUAGUAGAAAACAGAGUGCAGCUUUGCAUCACUAGUAACAUGUACCGGUAGUUGUUUUACUGAUACGCCAAAGUCCUACGAUUGUACAGAUGUUUCAUACAGUCAUGGAAAAAAAUCAUCAUUGCUACGAAACACGUCAAACGACUCGUGUGCCGAAUUGUCUUCGUAACAAGGACAAAGAGCGUUCAUAUGGACCUUGAGCUGGACGUCAUCUCAAUGGUCCAACAGCUUUCGGUCCAUUGUCACACUUGCCAGUUGUGUUUGGCGGAUCACCCGAGGGGGGUGGAGGGGAAAUCCAAAUUCUGACCCUACACAUUAAGAGACGCUGGGGCCUGUUUAAAAAAUAAUAAUAAAAUAAAAAAGAGGCAUUCAGUGCACUAUUAUUAUGCACAACGUUUGCACACAAUCAUGUAAUAUAGUAACCAUACAAAACACUGACUUCACUUGCUGUUCAAAGGAACAUCCGAGCAGUUUUCAUCUCGUUACAUUUUGUUGCACUGUGCUGGUUUUUAUUUCCUGAUGUUUAAA